This is a messenger RNA of Stomoxys calcitrans (stable fly), 946 nucleotides long. RefSeq names its product homeobox protein unc-4-like. NCBI's taxonomy places the organism in Eukaryota, Metazoa, Arthropoda, Insecta, Diptera, Muscidae. Gene Ontology annotation, molecular function: DNA-binding transcription factor activity, RNA polymerase II-specific; sequence-specific double-stranded DNA binding. The coding region runs from base 1 to 876 and encodes 291 amino acids. The record is from RefSeq and is a predicted model, not a curated record. The transcript has 4 exons. Gene Ontology annotation, biological process: regulation of DNA-templated transcription.
AUGCAGAAUUCAAAUGCUGAAGAUGAUGACAACCAAUGCAACAAGUCCAAGCGGCAAAGAUGUCGCACUAACUUCAAUUCAUGGCAACUGGAAGAACUGGAAAAGGUCUUCCUAUGCAGUCAUUAUCCAGAUGUAGGAUUGCAGGAAACACUUGCCUUUAGAUUGGGUUUAAAACAGAGUCGAAUAGCGGUAUGGUUUCAAAAUCGCAGAGCAAAGUGGCGCAAACAGGAAAACACCAAGAAAGGACCAGGACGGCCGGCGCACAACUCCCAUCCGCCCACUUGUUCUGGAGAACCUAUACCCUGGGAGGAAUUACAAACCAAAAGAAAAGCUCGACUCCGCAAAAAGAUUGAGAAAGUCAUUCAAAGACAAGCUAGGAAAUUGCGCAUGAAAGGCAUUGAGGUAAAUAUGGAUAAACUUAGAGCUGAAUAUCUUGCCCAGCAUCAACUAGGCGAUGAGCUAUCCGAUACCGAUGAAGCCUUAAUACAAGUCAUUAAUGAGAAUGAUGAGUAUGAUUUGCAAAUUGACAUUGUGAGGAAUGAAGAUAGAAGUAUUACCAUGGAAACGGAUUAUUACAAUUCUCAAAGCUCUAUGACUAACACAACCAAAGAGACCGCAAGUGUGGAAGACAAUCAUGAGGCAAAUGCAUUACAAUCCAAUAGCAAUGAGACAGAUGAUGACUUUGAUAUUGAGCUGAAGUUUAUGCCAUCUUAUCAUGAUGACCAUUUCAAGUGGAAUGAUUUGGCAUCCACCAGUGAUAUUAAGCCAAAUGAGAAUAAUCUUAAUGGAAACCUUAUUGUAAAGGAGGAGAAAAAAGAAGAUUAUAAGCGUAGCAUACCUUUUAGCAUAGAUUAUUUAUUGAAUUACAAAACAUGAGAGAGACUUACUAUGACUUAUAUGUGAAAAAUUGCAAUCAAUAACGAAGAAGAAAAUAAGAAUCAUAAUA